AUGAUUGCAAUUGGUAUGGAAGGAUCUGCCAAUAAGGUGGGAAUUGGAAUUAUGCUUCAUCCCGAAGAUGGCAGUACCCCGCAAGUACUCGCAAAUGUCCGACACACGUACAACUCCCCACCUGGAGAAGGAUUUCUGCCCAAGGAUACAGCCCGUCAUCAUCGAGCAUGGGUUGUGAAGCUGGUGAAGCAGGCACUUCAGGAGGCGCAUGUGUUGCCUGAAGAUGUGGACUGUAUCUGCUAUACUAAAGGUCCCGGAAUGGGUGCCCCGCUACAGAGCAUUGCAAUUGCGGCACGGAUGUUAAGCUUGCUUUGGGGCAAGCCCAUGGUUGGAGUCAACCAUUGUGUUGGUCACAUUGAAAUGGGCCGCCUCAUUACUGGUGCUCAAAACCCAGUCGUCCUCUAUGUCUCUGGCGGAAAUACACAAGUGAUCGCAUAUAGCUCCCAAAGAUACCGUAUCUUUGGCGAAACUCUCGAUAUUGCUGUCGGCAACUGCUUGGAUCGAUUUGCUCGCACUCUGCACAUUCCAAAUGAUCCUUUCCCAGGAUACAAUAUUGAGCAGUUGGCAAAGAAGGGAAAGCGGCUAGUGGAUCUUCCAUAUACUGUGAAAGGAAUGGACUGUUCAUUUUCUGGAAUAUUGGCUGCCAUCGACUUAGUGGCUGGAUCCUUGGGGUUGAGCGGAGAAAAUGGUGCGAAGGACGACGAGGAGAACGCCGAUCAAGAGCAUGACCAAGAUCUAUAUGACAAGCCCACUCGUGCAGACCUAUGCUUUUCGCUCCAGGAGACAGUCUACGCCAUGCUGGUUGAGAUUACUGAACGGGCAAUGGCUCAUGUUGGUUCUAAGCAGGUGCUCAUCGUGGGUGGUGUUGGCUCCAACGAACGAUUACAGGAGAUGAUGGGCAUCAUGGCUCGAGACCGCGGUGGAAGUGUCUUUGCAACAGACGAGCGCUUCUGUAUUGAUAACGGAAUCAUGAUUGCCCAGGCUGGCAUGCUAUCAUACAAGAUGGGUAUCACCACUCCACUGAAGGAAUCUACCUGUACCCAGCGUUUCCGGACAGACGAAGUGUUUGUGAAGUGGAGGGAUUAG
Penicillium taxi is the source of this 1086-nucleotide messenger RNA. RefSeq names its product O-sialoglycoprotein endopeptidase (gene kae1). Bases 1 to 1086 code for a protein of 361 amino acids. Gene Ontology annotation, cellular component: EKC/KEOPS complex; cytoplasm. The record is from RefSeq and is a predicted model, not a curated record. Gene Ontology annotation, biological process: tRNA threonylcarbamoyladenosine modification. The transcript has 2 exons. Lineage: Eukaryota; Fungi; Ascomycota; Eurotiomycetes; Eurotiales; Aspergillaceae.